Molecule: messenger RNA, 1984 nt
Organism: Cyprinodon tularosa
Lineage: Eukaryota; Metazoa; Chordata; Actinopteri; Cyprinodontiformes; Cyprinodontidae
Product: SEC14-like protein 2
Exons: 12
Coding region: 265-1524 (419 amino acids)
Cellular component (GO): cytoplasm
Source: RefSeq, a predicted model, not a curated record
CGCAGAUCUUUGGCAGAGUCAGACAGUUGAAGCGGUCCUGCAGCGGGCUAUGAGCGUCUGACAGAGCGGUGUUUACAUUUUUUCCUCCUCUGUUGCUUUAUUUUCUAUCUGCAGGCCGCGGUCAGCGGGAGUUAACAGGAAUCUAUAGCCUCACAUGAGCAUCAGGAAGCGUUGCCUGCCUGCUGCUGGUGAACUGCGUGUGUUGGUGGAUUUGAGUGAAGAAGCGCAGCCUGUCUGUCUGUCAGGCAGCUUUAGGUCUCAGACAUGAGCGGAAGAGUUGGAGAUCUCAGUCCUAAGCAGACUGAGGCGCUGGAACAAUUUCGAUCGAAGAUACAAGACAUUCUUCCUCAACUCCCAGCACAGCAUGACCACUUCCUGUUACGCUGGCUCCGAGCGCGAAACUUCAAUGUUCAGAAGUCUGAGGCAAUGCUGCGAAAGCAUCUGGAGUUCAGGAAACACAUGAAAGUAGACACGAUAACCACUGACUGGUGCCCACCAGAGGUGAUAGAGAAGUAUCUCUCAGGAGGGAUGUGUGGAUAUGACCGUGAGGGGAGCCCUGUUUGGUACGACGUGAUUGGACCCGUGGAUCCCAAAGGUCUCUUCCUGUCCGCUUCCAAGCAGGACUUCAUUAAGUCCAAGAUCAGAGACUGUGAGAUGCUGCAGAAGGAAUGUAACCUCCAGUCAGAGAGACUGGGCAGGAAUAUCGAGUCAAUCACCAUGAUCUAUGAUGUUGAAGGUCUGGGACUGAAACACUUGUGGAAACCUGCAAUAGAAACAUAUGGAGAGAUCCUGCAGAUGUUUGAGGAUAACUACCCAGAGGGGCUGAAGAGGCUAUUUGUUAUAAAGGCUCCUAAACUGUUUCCUGUGGCCUAUAACCUUGUCAAGCAUUUUCUGAGUGAGAUCACCCGGCAAAAGAUCUACAUCCUCGGGGCAAACUGGCAGGAGGUUUUACUGAAGUACAUUGAUGCAGAGGAGCUGCCGGCCAUUUAUGGGGGGAAGAUGACGGAUCCUGACGGCGAUCCUCGUUGCAGAAACAGGAUCAACCAUGUUGGCCCAGUACCUCCUUCCUACUAUGUGCGGGAUCAUAUCAAAGUGGAUUAUGAAUGCUGUGUGACCGUCAAUCGAGGUUCUUCCCAACAACUGGACUAUGAGAUCUUGUUCCCAGGCUGCGUCCUCCGGUGGCAGUUUGCUUGUGAAGGUGCAGACAUUGGUUUCGGGGUGUUCCUUAAGACGAAAAAGGGGGAGUGGAAGAAGGCAUCUGAAAUGGAGGAAGUAAUUCCCAGCCAGCGGUAUAACGCUCACUUAGUACCAGAGGAUGGAUCUCUGACCUGUGAGCGUCCAGGAGUUUAUGUGCUGAGGUUUGACAACACGUACAGCAUCUUCCAGGCAAAACGAGUCAGCUACACCGUGGAGGUGCUGCUCUCUGACCAGUUACAGUCACAGAGGGAAGGCCACAGCAACGGGAACAACAGGAAGCCCAGCAGCCAAGCGGAAGAUGACGACAGCAGCCAGACACAAAUGUGAUGUUGGUUAAGUUCAGGGAUGUUGAGCCGCUUAUGAUCAGCACAGCCUGACAAACUUGAUGUAAACCCAGCCACAUCUGCAUUAGCUCACUCAUUUUCAAUUGUUUAUAGGGCUAUAACAGUCAGGGUCUGGUACAGAACUCUAUUUGGAGUGUUUUGUACAUCGACCAACCAAAAAAAUAAAAUAAUUCAAAUGCUUGGUUUUCCUUCUCCUAUUUUAAACAGAAAAAAUAAGUAAUGAAAGUGUUCUUAAAAUAAAGUGGUUCUGAUCGAGUGAGCAGGAUACAUUAUUGAGAAGCAAAUUUGUCAACUUCCAAAUUAAAUCCAAAAUUAAGAUGCUUACAUUUAAAACUAAUUUGGAUAUAUAUACUAUAAACUACAGUAUGUGCGACUUAGAAGUUGAUGUUUUUUUUAUCUACUUGGUUUUUGUUGCAGCUAAUAACUGCAAAAAUCUUGCUCAG